Molecule: messenger RNA, 387 nt
Organism: Blepharisma stoltei
Lineage: Eukaryota; Ciliophora; Heterotrichea; Heterotrichida; Blepharismidae
Source: the annotation of a GenBank genome assembly
AUGAUGACCAGCCAGGAGGAAGAAGAUGCAAGAGUUAUAAAUAAGCUGAAUGAUGAGUUUUUCAGAGGACUUUUCUUAGAAAGAGAUAGAAAAUGCAUUGCGUGGAAUGGAGAAGAUAUGGAUACUUAUUUGUGCAGAGAAAUAUACCCAGCAUUGGUACCUGCUUUGGAAGAGCUUUCUAAAGAAAUAGAGAGAUAUAUGAGAGAUGGCAGCAGCAUUGACAUAAGAAUUAAAUCAAGGUUUAAUCCUUGUAGGUGGCUUGCACAGUUUUUGAUGAGAAAUAACCCAAAAUUUGGACAAAAUCCAGGAAUAACGGCUGAUUAUAACUCAAAAGCAUAUUUAAAUGCUGCAACAAAAACUAUAAAAGCAAUGAAUCAGGAAAGAUAA